Nezara viridula (southern green stink bug) is the source of this 660-nucleotide messenger RNA. Lineage: Eukaryota; Metazoa; Arthropoda; Insecta; Hemiptera; Pentatomidae. The record is from the annotation of a GenBank genome assembly.
AAAUAUAAGUUUUGUUGUUUUACAAUUAUGUGAAUGAAUAUUAAUAUGGAAGACUUACGCUCUGAACUUGAAGGUUUAAGUGCCGACCAGCUUCACGAUUUAAGAGAUACAAUAGACGAGGAAUUGGAAUGUUUGGAGCAAUACUCAGACUGUUGGAAUGAAUUUAACGCUAAAUAUAAGAUCUCUUUGGACAGUUUAGAAAUGCUUAGAAAAAUCAACGCUAACGACAAUACAACUUUAUUCAAACUAGGAAAUCGCGUGUUUACGCAUGGUAAAUUAAUCAAAUCAAAAAAUCUUUUGGUUUACUUAGGAGAUGGAUAUUACGCUAAGAUGAGCUUGAAAAAUGCUAAAACAUUCUUCGAGAGGAAGACUGAAAGUCUUUUAAAGGAUUUCAAAGAAUAUGAAGAAGGCUAUAAUGAUAAACAGUACAUAUAUAAGUUACUUCAAGAGGCUUUAGCAAAUAAGAUCAGAGAAAAAAUGGAUAACUUUUUGGAUGAAUCACAAAAUCAGCUACUGAACUCACCAAAUCAAAAUCCCGCAAACACUGAAUAAAAUAGUAUUUAUUCCUAUACCUUACAAAAAUAGAUAUUUUUUUGUCUAAUAGCCUAAAAUAUAUUUUGAUUAAUUUAUGAAACUAUUGUACAAAACAGCAUAAAAGGG